This is a messenger RNA of Fonsecaea multimorphosa CBS 102226, 2001 nucleotides long. RefSeq lists its product as uncharacterized. The coding region runs from base 1 to 2001 and encodes 666 amino acids. The transcript has a single exon. The record is from RefSeq and is a predicted model, not a curated record. Lineage: Eukaryota; Fungi; Ascomycota; Eurotiomycetes; Chaetothyriales; Herpotrichiellaceae.
AUGACAAUAGCAGCAAGGCGCAUCUGCGCCCAAUGCUUCAAUCACUUCUCUCAUCCUCGAUCCGGUGCCCGUCGUCUGCCCUCAUGGCGGAUUUCUCCACACGAGUCUCUACGGACGUUUUCGCAGUCAAGUCUUCGCGGCGCAUUCGCACCCCCGACGCCUGCAUCGCUGGGUCAAGCCGUGCCUGCUAGGCAAUACAAGAGAACAAGAAAAUGGGCGCGCAGAUUCGCAUACUUAUUCCUGGGCGGGACUGUCGUAUACGUGGUGGACAAGAGAUACUACGCAUCCAGUCUCACCAGAAGUUUCCGCACUUUUUCCACCGGUUUGAUUGCUGCCCUGGACUACAAGAUCAACUUUCGAGAGGACCCAUGGUUUGACAAUGACAUUACCGAAGUCCACGCACGCAAUGCGACGAGAUUGUUUCAUCUCUUGCGGACAAAUGGCGGGCUGUACCUCAAGAUCGGUCAGGCCAUUGCCAUGCAGACGGCCAUCUUGCCUCCAGAAUUUCAGAAGAUGUUCUCCAAGAUGUUUGACGACGCACCGCAGAAUGGCUGGGAGGACGUGCGACGGGUUAUAAUGGAGGACUUUGGCGGCCGGACGCCCGAGGAGGUGUUUGGCAUCUCUUUCGACGGUGAUCCUGAUGCCGGGGUUAUGGAGCGAAAAGCCCGGGCCAGCGCGAGCGUGGCACAGGUACACUGGGCAAGGCUGAAAGACGGUCGGGAAGUAGCCAUCAAAAUACAGAAGAGGGAGAUUGCUCAGCAGGUCGGGUGGGACCUGUGGGCAUUCAAGGUGGUGAGUCGGAUAUAUACGUGGUGGUUCGACCUGCCCCUCUACUCGCUUGUUCCGUAUAUCACGGAAAGACUACUACUGGAAUGUGAUUUCCAGAGCGAGGCGAAUAAUUCCAAGGAGAUGGCAAAACUCGUCAAGGGCGAACCCCGGUUGCGGGAUAGAGUCUACAUCCCCAAGAUAUACGACGAUCUUACCACCAAGCGGGUCAUGACGGCUGAAUGGGUUGAGGGCGUGCGAUUGUGGGACAAAGAGGCCAUUACUCGACCGUGGAAGGGAGGCUGGCGGACCGGCAGUCCAGGCUGUCACGGCACUCCGCUUGAUCCGCCUCAAACUCCCAUCACCACUCUGCAGGAAAAAUCCCGGUCGUACAACGAAGAACUCAAGCCGGAUAGGACAUGGUGGAAAGGGCAGGACGGCAAAGGUGGUCUCGGUCUGGAUCUCAAAGAAGUCAUGACCACCAUGGUAGACCUCUUCUCUGCACAGAUGUUUCUCUGGGGCAAGGUUCACUGUGAUCCUCAUCCAGGGAAUAUCUUUGUUCGACGCCUGCCCAACGGCCAUUCUGAACUUGUUCUGAUCGACCAUGGCCUCUACAUCAACAUGUCUCCCUCGUUCCGGCAUCAGUAUUCCCUCUUUUGGAAAUCUUUGAUGAUAUUCGACAAUAAGACCCUCAAGGAAGUCGUCAGCCAGUGGGGCAUCAACAACGCCGAGAUCUUCGCGUCAGCCGCACUUAUGCGUCCCUACGAAGGAGGGGAUCGCUCGGUGUCGACUCGGCUGAAGGGGAUAUCGGAACACGAGAAGAAAAAGCGCCAGUACGAGCUGCAACAAGCCAUGCGCAAGGGCAUCAAGGAGAUUCUAGGGGAUGAAACCAAAUGGCCUCGUGAACUGAUCUUCAUUGGUCGAAAUAUGCGCAUUGUUCAAGGCAACAACCAGUUCCUGGGCAGCCCCGUCAACCGAAUCAAAAUCACAGGCAACUGGGCGUCGAGGGCGUUGGCCGAGGAUCAACAGCUGACUUUUGCGGAGAGAUGCAAGUAUUUCGGGAGUCAUCUGAUGUUCAAAUUGGUCCUGUUGGCAUCGGAUGCAUUCUUUUGGUAUGCGAAGCUCAAGCAGGCUUUGGGGAGGGGAAAGGGCAUGGACGACGAUGUGGAUCAAAUGAUGAGGGGCAUGGCGAAGGACUAUGGCAUUGAGAUGAACCACAGUGUUUUUGAAGGCUGA